AUGGAACACCUGAAUACGCCUGAAGAUGAGGAUAGACUCUGGAUAUUCUGUCAUGACGGCAACGAAUGGGGCAUGAAAUUAGUGCCGAGAGACGUUAGGGCGCAAUCUUAUUUGGACAACGCUGCGGCUGUUGGACGUCAGUUUUUAAAGAAAGGUGCCAAUGUCCGUCAGUUAUACGCUCUCCUGCGACAAUACAUGCUGGAACUUCCUCCCUCGACACUUCAAAUGUCUCUCACACCUCUCCCCUUGACUUCGGCUCUUCUCUUCCGCCCAAACCCUAUUAUGAAGGGUGCCUUUCAAUCUUCCUCCGGCAAAGAACUUGCCUUUCAAGUGACGGGUUGCCCACAAAAGCCUCAAUGCAUCACCUCAACCUCUGCCUAUGUGGCUGGGUCUUCCACCGAGCCUCUCUCUCUUCCUGCCAUGCCCCGUUCUUCUUCGCCCUUCCUUUCGAAGCUCAAGGGCAAGGAGGGGAAGAAGCGCAAGAAGAACAAGGGGAAGGGAAAGCAAGGCAAGGUCAGUACCGCCCCCGUCCCGCCCUCCACCGAAGAGAGCCCGGAUCAGCCAUCAUCACCCUCCUCCGAGGUUUCGCCAAAGAUCGAAACCCAAACCAGCGAAGAGAUGCCAGACUCUCUCUUGACCGGGAGCACACCAACUCCCACCUUCGAGGCCACCCCAGCAGCUCCUGCUGAGGUCGAGGUCACUGGUGAGGUAGCGGUGGACGUCGAAAGAGAGACCUUGGUGUCUCUUCCGGCCUCGCGACCCCUCACCUUCGAGACCACCUUGUCAGCUCACGCUGUCGAGAUCGAGGUCACUGGUGAGGCAGUCGUGGCGGAGAUAUCGCAGCUUCUCUUGGCUAGAACACCUCUCACCUUCGAGACCAUCACAGCAGACCCUCCUGCUGAGAUCGCGGUCACUGGUGAUGUGCUCGCCAACAUGGAGAUUACGACAUCUCCCUCUAUCCCACCACUCACCAUAGGGUCCACCGAAGCAGCUACAUACCCCGACUUCGACCUCACGAUGUGCCCAGAGUACCCACCAUACUGGCACAUCCACCAACACGGUAGUACCUACUACCAGUGGUGCCAUGAGGAUGGGCAUAUGGAGCCUGUCGACGUGACCACCCUGGAGCGAGACGACACCGUCCAAGUCUGUCUCUUCUACCCACCUUGCACUCAACACCACAAGCACAAAUCGUGCUGGUGCCCUGAAUGCGUGGGCAAUCUUCGAUUCUGUUGUUGCUUCCAUUACCCCCGGUACUGCAACUACACCUCCCCACCAGCGCCUGUUCUUCCCAACGAGCCGUGGUGGGCAGAGCAGUGGUUCUAUGAGCACCAGGCCCAGAUUGAGGACCAGUACACUGGGGCUGAGGCACGGGUACUGGAGCCUGAGAAGAAGGCCGCUGAGCCGACCGCCCCAGCCACGGUGAUGGUGGAGCCCGUCUCGGAGCCCCCUGGCGCUGACGAGCAGCCCAGCCCGGUAACCGAGAGCGAGGCAGCGGAGAAAACCGCCCCGAGGCCGAAAACGUCGGUACAAAUCGCGCGGAAGAAGAGAAAGAGCAAGCAGAAGCUGGGCAAGAAGUCUUCACCUACCACGCCCCUCCCCCCCACUCCUCGGAGACCUACCACGCCCCUCUCCUCCAAAAUGAAGACUUCGGUAUCUGAGGAGCCCAUGCCCACUGUGGCGGCGCUGCCCACUUUCGAGUGUGAGAAGACGCGCCGACCCGUAAGUGGUGCCCCUGGGUGCUUCAGCGAGCCACCCGACUUCGUUCCUCUUCCUUCUCUCUGCCCAUUUGUUUCAACCCGACGGGCUGCGAGCCAUAUCCGCCGUGUGUCCUGGCCGCUGACCCAGCUCAACAUCGAUAAAUCCUAUGUAUGA
Messenger RNA from Penicillium odoratum, 1875 nucleotides. RefSeq lists its product as uncharacterized. The record is from RefSeq and is a predicted model, not a curated record. Bases 1 to 1875 code for a protein of 624 amino acids. Lineage: Eukaryota; Fungi; Ascomycota; Eurotiomycetes; Eurotiales; Aspergillaceae. The transcript has 5 exons.